AUGGCUCAAUCACAUCGGCGUGGAAAGGAUGGGCCGAAGCCAAACGGAAAGAAUGGCGCUAAGCCAAAGAGCGCACCCGACAUGGCAAAUAAAUCUGCCAGCGUUAAAAGUGGUGGGAAAUGCUCCAGCAGGCGCCCGGAAUCGAUGGGUGGGCUCUCUUCCUCCAACGAUGGAAACAGCAGACCGGCUCUACAGACGAAAAAAUUACCACUUCCGCUUCAACAAUUGCUCCUGAACGUUUUCCAGUAUGGUCUCCUCUCCGAUAGGGAUUCUAAGACAGAAGCAUUAUCGCGACCUUUAUCAGAAUUGGUCCAGAUAUUGAAGACCCACCUUUAUCAUCGGGACUUUAUAUCUGCAUUUGCUGAUGCAAAUGAAGAGUUGCUCAAAGCAUACGCGCUGCGUUGGAGUGCCGGAAGGGCCUUAGGCUAUGCGGGUAUAUUUGCAUCUGUUUUAGAGAUGAUUAUUCAGCAUCGUACUGUGGUUGCUGGAAACGACAAAGCUGGUCAGCAUGUCGUUUGUAUUGGAGGAGGUGCAGGAGCAGAAAUUGUUGGACUGGCUGCGGCGUGGAGGUGGCUGCAUGAUGGGGGAAUAUCCAAUGCCCCAGCAGCUGUUACUUCGGAUCGCGCGGCUGAAUUCUCUUCAAUGAACAACAAUUUUAGAAAUAUAUCAUUGGAAAAUGAGAUGGAGCCAGCACAGAUUCCUGACACUGAUACGGAACUUGCAGGCCAGCAACCGUUUUCAAAUUUCUCGAUCACCUCUAUCGAUAUUGCUGACUGGUCUUCCCUUGUCAACACCCUCAACAAAGCAAUUUUAUCCGAAUCUAUACCGUCGUCGAUGGCUUGCCCUGCGCCGUUGAUUCCUCCCACGAAUCCAGAGAGUCAAGUUGACGGGCAGUUUCAGGUUCAUUUUAAGAAAGCAGACGUAUUGAAACUCACAGAUCAGGAAAUGCGUUCCCUGUUCAGCCCACCCAGGAACGUGAAUGGUGAUAUGAAGUUCGAUUGGCUAGCUAUGAAGCGAAACGAAAAUAUGCUGGUCACUCUGAUGUUCACGUUGAACGAGUUGUUCUUAACAUCGAUAUCUAUGACGACGGCAUUCCUGCUUCGGCUAACGGAUAUGCUCCAUCCUGGGACAAUACUGCUCGUUGUUGACAGUCCCGGGAGUUAUUCGACUGUCUCAUUUGCUACUAAAGAUUCCCGGUGGUUCCGAAGAGAUACAACCCUGCUGAAGUAUCAGGUUGGGGAUGGAAUUGGAUUGGAGGAUAUGAGAGUCCAAAUCCAUGUCUAUCGAAGGCUAGGGGGUUGA
Molecule: messenger RNA, 1302 nt
Organism: Histoplasma capsulatum G186AR
Lineage: Eukaryota; Fungi; Ascomycota; Eurotiomycetes; Onygenales; Ajellomycetaceae
Product: 25S rRNA (uracil2843-N3)-methyltransferase
Exons: 2
Coding region: 1-1302 (433 amino acids)
Source: RefSeq, a predicted model, not a curated record